Molecule: messenger RNA, 2843 nt
Organism: Zingiber officinale
Lineage: Eukaryota; Viridiplantae; Streptophyta; Magnoliopsida; Zingiberales; Zingiberaceae
Product: G-type lectin S-receptor-like serine/threonine-protein kinase At5g24080
Exons: 5
Coding region: 322-2772 (816 amino acids)
Biological process (GO): recognition of pollen; protein phosphorylation
Molecular function (GO): ATP binding; protein serine/threonine kinase activity
Source: RefSeq, a predicted model, not a curated record
GCCUCAAUUAUUGCUCUGUUUUAAAGUCUUCGCCCCUUAAUUACUCGCCACACCACGCAUUGUUCUUCGUAACCUGAUCAAUCAUCGGCUUUAUUUCCAACCUUAUCGAUUUAAUCACUUAAUUAUCUCCAAUCUUAAAUAGAUCUCUACCUGUCCUAUCCAGUUUUCGACACAUGGAUUAUCGUUCGCGAUCACUCAGCCGACCAGUUCAUCCAUUUCAACACAAUUGAAAAAUGAAGAACUUGGUUGGUGACCUAAUGGAGAUCGCAAUCCCAAACCAAUUUAAAGCGCGAUCACUCUUGUGCUCUCGCUGCAUGGUCAAUGGCGUCUCUGUUCUCUUCCCUUGCAUUGCUCUUCUUCUUGUUUCUUUCUGGAGUUUGCUGUUUGGAAUAUCGCAUACCGGUUGGCUCCGAGCUUUCCGCCGGCGGCAAUGAAUCGUGGGUUUCUGAGAAUGAGAUCUUCGCGUUUGGGUUCGCGCAGGAUUCAGCAAGCGUUCGCGAACAAUUUCUGUUGGCGAUUUGGUAUUAUGGCCUUCCGGAUCAUCCGACCAUCGUUUGGUCGCCGAAUAGAGGUUUUCCGGCGCGAAGAGACGCGGUGGUGCGACUGGAAAACUCCGGCGAACUCGUGCUCAGAGACGGUAACGCCGUUCUGUGGACUUCCAACACUUCCCAGUUGAAUCCCAGCUUCGGCGUAAUGUCGGACUCCGGUGACUUCGUACUCUGCGCCGCCGCCGCCGGCGGCGGCAACGCCACGGGCCGGACGGCCGCCGCCGUGUGGCAUAGCUUCUCCUACCCCUCUGAUACUCUCCUCCCCGGGCAACAACUGACGGUGGACCUCGCGCUCACCUCCGCCACGUCCUCCUCCGGCCACUAUGCCCUCCAAAUGCUUCAGCAGAGAACCUCCCUCAGCCUUGCCCUUGCCUACGUCUCGCCGACGUCCAACUCCAACUACUCCUACUGGUCUAGCCCACAGAUAUCAAACGCCACCGGCGAGGUCGUCGCCGUCUUGGACUCGUCCGGGAACUUCGGCGUUAGCUACGGCGCUUCCUCCGCUGGCACGAUGUAUAUCCACAAGAACGACACGCAGUCCACGUUUCUGCGCAGGAUCACGCUGGGAAACGACGGGAAUCUGCGGCUCUACCGCUUGGAAGCGAACAAGAACUGGUCGGUGGAGUGGACCGCCGUGUCGAACCCAUGCACCGCCGCCGGAAUUUGUGGCAGUGGCAUCUGCAACCUUGACUCCAGCAACAACACCUUCAGCUGCACGCCGCUGAAGCCGGUGAACUGCAGCGGAAGAAACGGCGGGCAAAUCAAGAUGCAAACCAUGCCGCAAACCAAUUACUACUUCCCCGGCAAGUCCACGAUCUCGAAUUACAGCGGCGACGUCAACGGCACGGAGUGCUCCCGGCAUUGCUCCGACAACUGCGAGUGCGUGGCGGCGGUGUACGGGCCCUCGCCGGAGAACGCGAAGUCGUGGUGCUGGACGCUGCGCUGGGUGGACUUCGGCGGGAUGCAGGACCCGAGCACGACACUGUACGUGAAGGUCCUCGCCGGAAACGAGUCGGCGACGGGCGAAUCGAGUUCAGGCUCACCGAGCGCCAGCGUGCUGCUGCCGUUGCUGAUCUGCUUCGGCGCUCUAGUUGCGCUCCUGAGCGCGCUGCUUUUCUACAGCGCGCGAAGGAAGAGGAAGCAGAAGGCGAUGCGACGAUGCGUGUCGCUGCCGGGAGCUCCGGCGUGCUUUAGCUACCAUGAACUGCAGAUUGCUACCUCAAACUUCUCCCAAUUGAUCGGAACAGGAGGAUUUGGCAGCGUGUACAAGGGAACGCUGAGAGACGGGACGAUGGUGGCAGUCAAGAAACUAGACAAGCUGCUGCCUCAAGGAGAAAGGGAGUUCAUAGCAGAGGUCACCACCAUCGGCUCCAUGCACCACAUGAACUUGGUCAGCCUCUGUGGAUUCUGCUCAGAGCAAUCGCACAGGCUGUUAGUGUAUGAAUACAUGAGUAGAGGAUCACUGGACAAGUGGAUCUUUCGUUCAGGGGAAGACAGGGUUCUGGACUGGCGAACUCGCUUUAACAUAGCGACGGCGAUCGCUCAAGGGAUCGCCUACUUCCACGAGCAGUGCAGGAACAGGAUCAUUCACUGCGACAUCAAGCCGGAGAACAUUCUGCUGGACGAGGACUUCUGCCCCAAAGUCUCCGACUUUGGCCUGGCGAAGCUGAUGAGCAGGCAGCACUCGCAGGUGGUGACCAUGGUGAGGGGCACGAGGGGUUACUUGGCGCCGGAGUGGGUCAGCAACCGCCCGGUCACCGUCAAGGUCGACGUCUACAGCUACGGGAUGCUGCUGCUGGAGAUCGUCGGAGGACGAAGGAACCUCGAUUCUUCCUUGGACGAGAAGGAGUUCUUCUACCCUGCAUGGGCUUUCAAGGAGAUGGUGAAUGGAACGGCGAGCAAUGCCGUCGACAGGAGGCUGAAGAGGAACGUGGAGGAAGAGGAGGCGGUGAGGGCUCUCCAUGUGGCGUUUUGGUGCAUCCAAGAAGAGGCAGUGGUGAGGCCUUCCAUGGGGGAGGUGGUGCGGAUGUUGGAAGGCUCAGUGUCCAUCAACGAGCCGCCGAUGCCUCAGGCAGUGCAGGAGUUUCAAGAGGAAGGUCUGCACAGUGUUUACAGAACGAUGAAGGGGAGAUACUUCUUCGAUUUGCCUUCGUCUUCCUCGGCCAUGGCCAGCUAUAGAUCAUCGAAAGCUACUUGUAGCCACUCUACUAUGUCGCCUAGAUAGCAAAAUAUGAUCGAUUACAGUUAUUGUAGAUGGAUGAUCAUUGAAAAUCAGAAAGAAAUGACUCUCGUUCA